UUCCCCCGACCCUUUCAAAGCUAUGUCAACGAACAGAGGUCUGGCACUUUAUACGGGCCCACAAACGGAAUCGAGUCUUAUGCUCGCGCUGGUGUCGACAGACAAAACCACCUGUAGAUUCGUUUGUUCAUUUGUCAAAUUGAGAUCGGAAAAUGACGGAAAGCGACUCCAGGUCUCCAAGUCCCAGAAAAUGUGACGAUGGCAAAUCUUCUUAUAGAAAGAGUAACAAGCCCUUGAUGGAGAAGCGGCGACGCGCACGAAUCAACACGUGUCUGUCCCAGCUGAAGACGCUCGUGCUUCAAGCGAUGAAAAAAGAUAACGCCCAGUACUCCAAACUGGAAAAGGCAGACAUCUUGGAACUGACUGUGAAACACCUACGUCAUGUACAACGUCAUCAGAUGGCAGCUGCCAUGGCAACAAGUCCUGAUGUCAUAACGAAGUAUCGCGCGGGGUUCAAUGAGUGCGCUAACGAGAUAAUGCGAUACUUGACGUCUGUGCAGGGCGUCAAUGACGAUGUGCGCACGCGCGUGCUCGGCCACCUCGCCGGCUGUCUCCAGGCCAUCAACCCCUCGCCGAUCAAUGACGUUAUGCAACAUUCGGGCCAUGUGCUCGGGGUACCGCCCGUCCAGCACCCGGCAUUCGUGACUACCUGCACGACGCCUAGCAACGCAUCCGCCUUCCAGAGUAUGAUCGCCGACAAAAGUCAGAUUCCUCAACAGAAUAACAUCCAAGUGUCGUGUCUGACGUCAUCACAGACAAGCGCGGCGCCAUUUCAGUUGAUUCCUGGCACGUUGCCAGGAGGUCAGGUCGCUCUUGUGUUGACGUCACCCUCAUCCAUGCAGGCCGUGCCUCUGUAUGCAGCUCCGCCUGCCGGCAGUGACAGGACGACUGAGUGCGUCAGUCAGGUGAAAACUGAAAACACUUCUCCCCUCGCUGGCGUCAGAGUUCCCAAAGUUUUUACCUCGCAGCCGGAGCCGGCUUCUUCAGCAGUUAUGUCCCCGCCGUUUGGAAACCAUGGCAACAGCAUGCUGCUACCAAAACAGCCAGAAGCUUCUGUGAGAAACGCACCAUCACCGGAACAAGUAUGGCGGCCGUGGUAGUGAGUGAGAAAUAAAUGUGUAAUGUAAUAAUUUAUUUUAAAACAAGUUAACAGUGCUUUGAAGAAAUUCUACUUUUCAUUUACUGGAUGUACCUGAGGGAGAACGCGACCGAUAUGCCGGGACGUUAACACUCUUCAUGUGUUGCCGGGACGUUAACACACUACGAGUGUUGCCGGAACGUAAACACGCAAAAUGUGUUGCCAGAUUGCGGAAUGAUUCGAUGGAUUCCAAAUUCGUCAAUAUGUGGAGCAUUGUGUUCUUUUCCUGAUGAUCUGAUCGUUACUUUUAAGAUUGGAUGAUAUGAUCGGUACUUUGAAGCUUGAAACUGUAAACUGUAUUACGAUAAACUCGAGCCGUCAAACGACAGCAUAUGAGGAAUUAUUGUACGAUGGAUAUUUACAGUGGCAAGAUGACAACAGGAGCUCUUCGUGGGAUCCAUACAAACAUAAUUCAAAAUAGCUAUAUACACAGUUAAAGAUGCAGAUGCAUUAUUUGGGAUUUACUCGUAGUUCUGGCAAUUAACUGAUGUUAUAAUCGUUACUUCGAAGCAG
Messenger RNA from Gigantopelta aegis, 1651 nucleotides. Its product is annotated as transcription factor HES-1-like. The record is from RefSeq and is a predicted model, not a curated record. The coding region runs from base 153 to 1100 and encodes 315 amino acids. Gene Ontology annotation, molecular function: RNA polymerase II cis-regulatory region sequence-specific DNA binding; protein dimerization activity; DNA-binding transcription factor activity, RNA polymerase II-specific. Gene Ontology annotation, cellular component: nucleus. NCBI's taxonomy places the organism in Eukaryota, Metazoa, Mollusca, Gastropoda, Neomphalida, Peltospiridae. The transcript has 4 exons. Gene Ontology annotation, biological process: regulation of transcription by RNA polymerase II; anterior/posterior pattern specification; regulation of neurogenesis.